GACACACACAUGCUGCUACCGGCUAAACCAGCGCCUGCCUGCCUCUGUUAGCUCCCAGCAUCCUCUCUGCUGCAUACAUCAAAAGAACAGUUUUAUCCUGUAACUGUUUUUCUGUUUUUGAGUUUAAGAGGUAAAGAAAAGCCGGCUGCUUCCUGUGUCUGCUGCCUCUCGCUCACCCUAAUUCCUUUCAUCCUCUCGCUCUCUCUCUCGCUCUCACACACACACAUCCCCAUCACAUCCACACCCACACCCAAGGAUACCCUCCCUGCCUCUCUGCCUCCGUCUCUCUCAGCCCAUCUCCUCUUCCCCUUACUACAUUUUUUUAAUUCAUCCUCUGGGGUGGAGAUGCUCAUCUGACCUCCUCCCAUUUAAAAAAAAAUUCCAGGACUUUAGUGGAUGGUUUUUUUCCAUCCCUGCUCUUCUACUUUGUUGCUACCUGUGGAGGUUUCCUGGUUCAUCUCUUGCCAGCCGUCACACAGCCCCGCGCAGAGGCACCAUGCUGGGAUUGGACGUGUGUGAGUUCGGGGGUCAGGUGCUGGAGCUGCUGUGGUUAACUAUGUGCUACAAAGGUCUACUGGCUGACAAGAAGGAUCUGUAUAUAGAGGAGGAAGAGGAUGACAGGAACCUCGGCUACACUGCUCCGGUCCAGAAGAGUUUGGAGGAGAUUCAGGCACUGGACAAGGACGACGAGAGUCUGGUGAAAUACAAGCAGACUCUGCUGGGGAAGGCAACACUGUUGGCAGACCCCGGUGUGCCAAAUGUCCAUGUGACCAGACUAACCGUGACGUGCGAUGAAGCUCCUCGACCGAUGACCAUGGACCUGACAGAGCUGAGCGAUCAGAAGGAGAAGUCGACCAUCUCCAUAAAGGAAGGAGUGACCUUCAGACUAAAGAUAGAUUUCAAGGUGAACAGAGAAAUCGUGUCUGGUCUGCGGUACCAUCACAAGAUGUUCAGAAAAGGAAUAGUCGUGGACAAGCAGACUUACAUGGCGGGAAGUUUUGGCCCAAAGGAAGAGGAGCAAGAGUUUCUAACUCCAGUUGAUGAGACACCUAACGGCUUGAUGAACCGCGGCCACUAUCAGGUCAAAUCCUGCUUAAAAGACGACGACAAAAAUGUCCACUUGAGCUGGGAGUGGAGCCUCGACGUCAACAAGGACUGGAUUGAAUAAAGCCCAAGGAAUAAGAUGAUCAUCCCGUCUUUCACAACUAUUCACCUCGUUCCUUUUAUCCUUACCCUUUCACCCUCCUUCAUCUCAACUUGUGGGAAUAGCCUCGAGACAUGAGGCUUUCUCCUCCUCCUCCUCCUCUUCCUUUUUAUUCCCCUUUUCUUUCCUGUCUUUAAAAUGCAGGUGUCCUUACAGGGACUUUCAGAGAUAAGAUACCCCCAAUCUCUCUGCCUUUUCUCCCUGCAUUUGUAUUCUUCUUCCACAUUCUUCAACAUAUUUACCCAAUCAACAAAGGGAAAUACAAUACAUACAUAUAGUACAUUGCGUACUCGCAUUCUGUCCCCAUAGAGAAGAGAUGAUUCACAUAAACAGGGAGUAACUUUGGAUGCUCUGCAGGAAUUCUGGGUUUACACGUCGGAAAAUGAGUUAAAACGUUUACCAAUAAAUAGUACUAGUUAUGUGGGGAGGGCUAAUAGAUACUGUGUGACAUGCAGCUCAUAGAGGCCUUAAAACCCUUAGGGCAAAAUAAACAUGGUACACACAAGUACAAGACACACCUGAGUGGACCAUGUUUGUGCUCUUCGUGCCGGAUUGCCUCGAUUUGUGUCAAAAUACGCACUCCUUCUAUUAGUUAUUUGUCAGUCACACAUCUGGACAUGUAGACAUAUUAAACAUGUUGCUAGAUCCAGUUCAAACCCUGCAGGAAACCAUUAUCACUGAGGUCCAAAAAAACUCCUUAACUCUACCUGAGAAACCUCAUGUUACGUUUUAUUCAGCAUCAAAAUAACCCAGUUAGACUCGUCUGUACAUCCAACACUGCAAUCAGGAACUGCUAAGAGCUAAGUAUGGAUUGUUAAAGAUGCCAGUUUAGCUAAAUGUACACGAAUGGAGACAAAAAUGAAUCCUGAAGUUGGAGGCGAUCCCAUAACUAACUGAAUCUAUGGGAACACUAUACUACUUCCUGUUUAAAUUCCCCUAGAAAUUAUGACAACUGUAUUUACCAGACUUAUAGCAUGAUGCUGUUGGAGAUGGAGUGAUAUUUUAUUUGCUUUCUCAUUCUGUCUUUCUUUACAUUUUUAAACAGUGAGAAACUCCUUUAUUUACUUUUGUAUUUCUUUACAUAAAGCAUAUUUUUCCAAAGCCAAAGGCUAUUGAUUAAUUUGUCCGUUGAUUACCAGGUUCAAACAUAUUUACUUUUAAAUCAUGAUGUCGAUAAUUGUUUAAAAUGAGAAUGAAAAAGUCAUUUUUCCUUCAAUGACUCUGCCUUUCAUUUCCAAUAUGACAAUAAAAUACGCACAAUAUUUUUUCUGUAAUUACAAACUUGCCAAAAAAAACAAAAGAGUAAUAGUAUAAAUCAUGAAUUCUACAGGAAGUAUAGGAACGUAAUUAAACUGUGUAUAUUGUAGAAAGAGAUGCAUGUCUGUCUUUUAGGAUUUGAUACUAAUUAUUCAGUAAAAAUUAACAAAAAUUCGCCCUUUCUCGCUCAUAUACCAAGGACAUAAAUGUGAAUACAAUUCUGCUUUGAAAAGAUUUUAAGAUGAACGAUGGAGUACUGUCUGAGAAGUAUAACAAGGGAUGACGUAAUUCCCCUUUAAGAAAAAUAAGAAAUAUAAUUAAUGUGUUAAGUCUUUGGAUAUAAUAUUGUUAAUGUUGCUGAACAUAUUGGAUAUUGAAAUAACAUUUGAAAUCGUUGUGAUCUAAGACUAACUGUAAACGUUGGCUUGUUGAGUGUUGCAUGGUUUAGCGAGAUUCUCUCUUCCUUUUUUUACGAUUUUAUUGUAAAAUUGAAUGUGAUUUUAAAAAAAAGAUACUGACGCAAUAUCAAGAUGUCAAUGGUUGCAAUAUAUUGAGUGCAGUACUUACAGGGAUAUUUUUUAAAGGCACAGAUAGGCGGAAACAUGUGUCUGUGUUUAAUAACCCAGCCUGUAACGAUCAAGUGCUGCAUCCUCAAAUAUUGGUGUCAAAUCUAGUAUACUGUAUCUUUUAAUAAAGGCAAUUCAAACUA
Molecule: messenger RNA, 3170 nt
Organism: Eleginops maclovinus (Patagonian blennie)
Lineage: Eukaryota; Metazoa; Chordata; Actinopteri; Perciformes; Eleginopidae
Gene: arhgdig
Product: Rho GDP dissociation inhibitor (GDI) gamma
Exons: 6
Coding region: 497-1168 (223 amino acids)
Biological process (GO): Rho protein signal transduction
Cellular component (GO): membrane; cytosol; cytoplasm
Molecular function (GO): protein binding; Rho GDP-dissociation inhibitor activity
Source: RefSeq, a predicted model, not a curated record